Molecule: messenger RNA, 2495 nt
Organism: Bradysia coprophila
Lineage: Eukaryota; Metazoa; Arthropoda; Insecta; Diptera; Sciaridae
Product: prolyl endopeptidase-like
Biological process (GO): proteolysis
Cellular component (GO): cytosol
Molecular function (GO): oligopeptidase activity; serine-type endopeptidase activity
Source: RefSeq, a predicted model, not a curated record
GUCGGGAUAUUUCUCCAGGCCAGUUGUUUAUUUUUCUUUGCAACGGUAAAUUUUUAUUAUGACAGUCCUGUUCAAACCGACCCAAAUAAUUUUUCGAUUAUCAUUGCGGUGUGUUUACAACCAGAAGCAACAUUAUUCAAUUCCGCCAAAAACGUCGUUCAUUCACAAGAAACUGUUUUCUAGUAGUGUCCAGAAUCGUAUCAAUUGUUCUUCAACCGAAAUGACCAAUUUGUUCCAAUAUCCGAAGGCUAGGCGAGACGAAAGUAUCGUGGAAGACCAUCACGGCACCAAGGUGUAUGAUCCAUACCGUUGGUUGGAAGAUCCCGAUUCGGUGGAAACGCAGGAGUUCGUUGAGGCGCAGAACAAAAUCACGCAACCGUAUCUGGAAGGCUGCGAUCAAUGGACUACCAUCAACGAAAAACUAACAAAGCUGUGGAACUAUCCGAAAUUCACAAUACCAGCGAGACAUGGAGACUAUUACUAUUACUACAUGAAUACGGGACUUCAAAAUCAAAACGUUCUCUUCAAGCAGGAAACAUUAACCAGUGAGCCAGUGGUGUUUUUAGAUCCGAAUACUUUGUCGACUGAUGGCACGAUAGCACUUGCUGGUACAGCAUUUUCCCAUGAAGGUCAAUAUUUCGCUUACUCUCUGAGUGAAAGUGGUUCGGAUUGGAUCAAGAUUAAGAUUCGUGAUGUUGCGACUGGACGGGAUUUCGAUGAAUGUUUAGAAAAGGUGAAAUUCUCCGGAGUGGCAUGGACGAAGGAUGAUAAAGGAUUUUUCUACGGGCGUUAUGAACAAGAUGGAAAAACUGAUGGUUCCGAGACGUCGGCAAACGAAAAUCAAAAAUUGUAUUACCAUCGCAUAGGCGAACCGCAAGAAAAUGACGUACUGGUGGUGGAAUUUUUAGAGCAUCCUCAAUGGAGAAUGCAAUCUGAAGUGAGCGACUGCGGAAAGUAUCUGUUCCUUUCAAUCAGCAACAGUUGUCGAACGAAUCUGUUCUUCUACGUAGAUCUGGAGAAAACUGGCGACAUUCGUGGAAAACUCGAUAUCGUUCGGAUAGUUGAAGAGUUCGAAGCUGAUUAUGAGUACAUUACCAAUACCGGACCGAAAAUUGUUGUCCGUACCGACAAAGGUGCCCCAAAUUAUCGCCUAAUUUGCAUUGACCUGGACCGGCCAGAGGAAGACAAUUGGGAGACUUUGAUUGCGGAGCACAAAAAAGAUGUUUUAGAUUGGGCCGCUUGCGUCAACGACGACAAGCUCAUCCUAUGUUACAUUCAGGAUGUUAAGAGUGUGUUGCAUGUACAUUCGUUGGCAGAUGGACAGUUAGUUCGGACGUUCCCGUUGGAUAUUGGCACUAUUGUUGGAUUUAGUGGAAAGAAAAAAUAUUCGGAAAUUUUCUACAGCUUCAUGUCGUUUUUGACACCAGGUAAAAUUUACCAUUACGACUUCGCUGCUCCCAACGUUGCACCGACUCUGUUCCGCGAGAUCAAUCUGUCGUUGGAUGGCUUCAACAGCGAAUCGUUUGCGGUGAACCAAGUAUUUUAUAGCAGCAAAGAUGGCACAAAAAUUCCAAUGUUUAUUGUACAAAAGAAGGAAAGUGCCGGAACACCACGUCCAUGCUUGUUAUACGGUUACGGCGGUUUCAAUAUCAGCAUACUGCCAACGUUUAGUCUGACGGGUUUGAUGUUCAUCGACACAUUUGAUGGCAUACUGGCCUAUCCGAACAUCCGUGGCGGAGGCGAGUACGGACAGUUUUGGCAUAACAGCGGUCGACUAUUCAAUAAACAGAAUUGCUUUGAUGACUUCCAAUAUGCCGCCAAGUAUUUGGUUGAGCAGAAUUACACGCAGAAGGAGAAAAUUGUCAUUCAGGGUGGCUCGAAUGGAGGACUCUUGGUCGGAGCUUGCAUAAAUCAGAGACCGGAUCUGUUUGGAGCGGCAGUGUCGCAAGUGGGGGUCAUGGAUAUGCUGCGAUUCCAUAAAUUUACCAUUGGCCAUGCAUGGAUAUCUGAUUACGGUAAUCCGGAUGAGAAGGCCCACUUUGACAAUUUGAUGAAAUUUUCGCCACUACACAACGUUCGAGCACCUACUAGUGUGGAAAAUCAGUAUCCUUCAACGCUGAUAUUGACAGCCGACCAUGAUGAUCGUGUCAGUCCGUUGCAUUCGCUGAAAUUCAUCGCUGCUCUGCACAACGAAAUCGCCACAUGUGCAAAUCAACGGAAUGCGCUACUGAUGCGUGUGUACAGUAAGGCAGGUCACGGCGCUGGUAAGCCGACAAAGAAAAAGAUCGAGGAAGCGACUGAUAUCCUGACGUUCAUGUACAAAGCGUUGAAUUUGACAAUAGUGAAGAACUGAAUUGCGUAUACGGGCAGCUGACUGUUAAGUAUCACCUCCAUAGAACCAGAAAAACGAUUUUUUUUAUUGUGUGCACUGUACAUUCUUCAUUUGGGUUUUGAUUUGUGUUUAGUAAAAUAAUAAAGUCGAUUUUCCAUUUUCA